AUGGUUAGGGACCGGGCGGGAGAAGCAGCUGCUCCCAGAGCGAGCGCUAUGCCUUCCGGGGGAGCCCGGAUGGCGGAGGCCGACUGCGGGUUCGGGGUAGCUGUGGCCGCGUGGUUAGGGAUCGGGCGGGAGAAGCGGCUGCUCCCAGAGCAAGCGCUAUGCCUCCCGGGGGAGCCCGGAUGGCGGAGGCCGACUGUGGGAUCGGGCGGGGCGGCCCAAGCCGCUCAGGGUGACCGCAGCUUGCAAAAGCGAAUGCUGGCUCCGGGACUUGAUUUCUGCACCCGCCGCGGUGCUACCUAUGGAGCCGGAUUGCUGUGGCCGCGUGUGCCACCUGUGGAGCCUGGUAGCUGCAGCUGCGUGUUUAGGGACCGGGUGGGAGAAGCGGCUGCUCCCAGAGUGAGCGCUAUGUCUUCCGGGGAGCCCGGAUGGGCGGGGCGGCCCAAGCCGCUCAGGGUGACUGCCGCUUGCAAAAGCGAAUGCUGGCUCCGGGACUUGACUUCUGCACCCGCCGCUGAGUCCCCUGUGGAGCCGGGUAGCUGCGGCUACCGUGAGGUGGCUGCUCGCAAAGCGAGAGCUAGGGAUCUUCAAAACCCUCCUUGCCGAGUCCUGAUCGCAGAACUACGCCCCUUCUGCAGGUUCUCGGUUCCAAGUUGCCGCGAACCGGUUGUUUCUCACGCCCCGGCGGGCCAGGACACACUGAAUCUGACCCGAACCUCGAAGGGAGCACCGCAAGCCAGGCGGCCGCCCCGGCUCAGCAGUCUCCGGAGCGCGCUGACAAUUGGCGGACCUGAUCAGCGAAUGAGGCGGAACACCGGGCUGAGCAGAUCAGGCUCUGGAGGGAGGCGGGACCGGACGGUUGAAAAUAAGCCUUUGGCUCAAGUCCAGGAGCCACCCUCCAAGAUCAAGAACCUCAAAAUGACCCGACUUUUGCAUAAGGGUACAAACACCAACAUUACUUCACUCCCUUUUAUGGAUUCCAAGGAGAAGAAGAAUGUGGUCAACAUUCUUUGUCACAUCAGCAACAAAAUUCUGCUGAAGCCUGGUGUGCUGUCCCGGGAAAUUCAAACGCACAGUCGUAAGCUGGCCUCUGAGUACAAGGCUUUAGAAGCACCUUUCCACCSUAGCAURAAGACUCAUGAACACAAGGUAGAAGAGAAACCRCCAAAGAAGCACAAGGUGCCUCUGACGGCAGCAGAAGCCCUAAAGAAUUUUAAGAGUAAGCUGUCUCCUUAUGAGCAAAGUGAAAUCCUGGGCUACACAGAGCUAUGGUUCCUGGGCUAUGCUGAGAAACUCAAUGUAGCUCCAGAGAAAUUCAGCAAGACAAGUUUUGAUGAUGAACAUGGCUCCUAUCUGAAGGUCCUGCAUGACCACAUUCCCUACCCCUACGAGGUUCUGGAGAUGAUUGGAAAAGGGUCCUUUGGACAGGUGGCCAAGUGCUUGGAUCACGAAAACAAUGAGUUGGUGGCCCUGAAAAUCAUCAGGAACAAAAAGAGAUUUCACCACCAGGCCCUGGUGGAGCUUAGGAUCCUCAGAAGGAAGGAUAAAGACAACAAGUACAAUGUGGUACACAUGAAGGACUUUUUCUACUUCCGGAAUCACCUCUGCAUCACCUUUGAACUUUUGGGAAUCAACUUGUAGGAGUUGAUGAAGAGUAAUAGCUUUCAAGGUUUCAGUCUAUCGGUAGUUCGGUGCUUCACCCUCUCUGUCUUGAAGUGCUUGCAAAUGCUUUACAUAGAGAAAAUCAUCCACUGUGAUCUCAAGCCUGAAAAUAUAGUGCUAUACCAAAAGGGCCAAAUCACAGUUAAAGUUAUUGACUUUGGGUUCAGUUGUUAUGAGCACCAGAAAGUAUACACCUAUAUCCAGAGCCGGUUCUACCAAUCCCCUGAGGUGAUUCUGGGUCACCCCUACAAUAUGGCCAUUGAUAUGUGGAGCCUGGGCUGCAUCUUGGCAGAGCUGUACCCGGGUUACCCUCUGUUCCCCGGGGAGAAUGAGGUGGAGCAGUUGGCCUGCAUCAUGGAGGUGCUGGGUCUGCCGCCAGCCCACUUCAUUCAGAUGGCCUCCAGGAGACAGACGUUCUUUGUCAGUCACUUGCAAGCCAUCAUUUCACUUCCAACUGACUUAUAA
Messenger RNA from Urocitellus parryii (Arctic ground squirrel), 2124 nucleotides. The record is from RefSeq and is a predicted model, not a curated record. Lineage: Eukaryota; Metazoa; Chordata; Mammalia; Rodentia; Sciuridae.